AAGUGACCACCUACCAAGCGCGAAGCCAAACUCCCGACUUCAUUCCCCUCCGGCCAUGGCCGCCGCUUCCUCGGCUCCCCCUCUCGCCCUACUAAUCAUCCUCUUCCACCUGGCACUCACGUCGUCAGCGGCGGCGGCGGCCCGCGCACACGACGACGACGACCUCCUGGGCGCGGCGCGCGCGCCGGGGGUCACCGAGUGGCUGCGCGGCGUGCGGCGGCGCAUCCACCGGCGUCCGGAGCUUGCCUUCCAGGAGCACCGCACAAGCGAGCUCGUCCGCGCCGAGCUCGAGGCGAUCGGCGUGUCCUACGCGUGGCCCGUCGCGCGCACGGGCGUCGUGGCCACCAUCGGCUCCGGCGGCGCGCCGGUCGUCGCGCUCCGGGCGGACAUGGACGCUCUGCCCCUCCAGGAAUUGGUUGAUUGGGAAUACAAGAGCCAGGAAAAUGGGAAAAUGCACGCAUGUGGACAUGAUGCUCACACGGCAAUGCUCCUGGGAGCUGCUAAGCUACUUCAAUCUCGCAAGGAUGACCUAAAGGGCACUGUGAAGCUUGUUUUCCAGCCAGCAGAGGAGGGCAAUGGCGGCGCCUACUACGUUCUAGAAGAAGGCGCUCUCCACGACGCGUCGGCCAUUUUUGGCCUGCACGUCGAUCCAGCUCUUCCGGUAGGUGUCGUUGCAGGCAGGCCAGGGCCAUUUGCGGCAACGUCAGGUCGAUUCUUGGCGACGAUCACAGGAAAAGGUGGGCACGCUGCAGGCCCCCAUGACGCCAUUGAUCCCAUUGUAGCUGCAUCGGCUGCCGUCCUCGCUCUCCAGCAGAUCGUCUCCCGGGAGAUCGAUCCCCUCCAGGGCGCAGUUGUAUCCAUCACCUUUCUGAAAGGAGGAGAAGCCUACAACGUUAUCCCCGAAUCUACAACCUUUGGUGGCACCUUGAGGAGCAUGACAAAUGAAGGUUUGGCAUAUCUCAUGAAGAGGAUCAGAGAGAUUGUUGAAGGGCAGGCCGCAGUGCACCGUUGCUCUGGCUCCGUGGACUUCAUGGAGGAAACAAUGAGGCCGUACCCGGCCGUCGUCAACGACGAAGGGAUGUAUGCUCUUGCCAAGACGGCGGCCGGGAGGUUGCUAGGGGAAAAGAACGUCAGGCUCGCUCCCCAGCUCAUGGGGGCGGAGGAUUUCGGGUUCUACGCGCAGAGGAUGGCCGGCGCCUUCUUCGUCAUCGGUGUCGGCAACGAGACCACCAUGAAGCAAGUCCGUACUACACACUCCCCUUACUUCGUGAUCGACGAAGACGUGCUCCCCGUUGGAGCUGCCUUCCAUGCUGCUGUGGCAAUCGAUUACCUGAAUGAGCAUGUAUCAGUAUCGGCAACAGCGUGAAACUGAAACUGGACCCAGAAAUUAAGUCGGAGGCACAUCCGUAUUGCUCUGGAAUAAUGUGGGUCACCUUCCGCACCCCGAACGGUGCUUCAGUGACGUACUGCCUUUACAGUCGCCGGCAGCUAGGGCCGGCCCCACGCGUCAGUGGGGACGUGGUACAUCACCCAAGCCACCCACACACCCCCGCCCACUCUUUCAAAAAGGGUGUAUAUCAUAGAACCUCAAUAUUCAAGGCUUUUGUGUUACAAAAUCCUAACUUUUCGAUUUUUAAACACCUAACCAUAGUAUCUCCAUCGGAGGUGAGCAGUCCAAGGUCAUCUACAUGGAAGAAAACCCACGGUCAACUUCCGAGUUCCGACAACCUUCUAAGCCUCUGUUUUUGGGCUCGAGUUUCAGUUUGUGGCGCUUCUUUCAUGUUUUUUGUAUCAUUCCUCAUUUUCAUGGUUUUGUUAUUAUUCCUCAUUAAUUUAUCAAAGUACCAAUGGUUUCAAA
Molecule: messenger RNA, 1858 nt
Organism: Brachypodium distachyon (stiff brome)
Lineage: Eukaryota; Viridiplantae; Streptophyta; Magnoliopsida; Poales; Poaceae
Product: IAA-amino acid hydrolase ILR1-like 9
Exons: 5
Coding region: 56-1366 (436 amino acids)
Biological process (GO): auxin metabolic process
Cellular component (GO): endoplasmic reticulum
Molecular function (GO): IAA-Ala conjugate hydrolase activity
Source: RefSeq, a predicted model, not a curated record